ACAGGGGCAGUUGUCAUGGAGACAGUUUCUGGCCCUGCUGCCAUUAAGUCCACCAGCCUCACUGGGUCUACUGCUACCGGCAGCCCAAGGAGCAAGCCACCGACAGGAACCAUCUCCCCUCCACCUGAGACGUCACCAGAAGGAGUGACCCAGAGCGCCAGAACCACCUCCGUCUCUCCCAUCCCAGCUGUGCCUCCCAACAGCCCAGGCUCUAGCGUUCCUUCCAAGACUGGCCUGCUGGGGACAGUUUCCUCUCCCACACCUCGAGCAGGCACAACUACUGGUGAGGGUCCCGGCCUACCACAAACUCCUCAGCCCCCUGUUGAUUCUGCCCCCUUAGAGACAGGCUUCAGUCACCUUGUCCCUCUGUCCUCCUCUCCUGCAGCUUUCGGUGCCAAAGUCACACGGGGGAGUCCUGCUUUGGACCCCCGGUUUACCAUGUCCACCUCCAAAGAGAGGACAGACACCCAGGGAGGGACAGAACCCGGAUCAGACCUCCUCUCUGCUACUCUACCGGGCAAUAUCCCUAAGACUGCCGGAGGGGACACGAGUGUAGCCACCUCAUCCACUGAAGGGACAAGAGAGAACGUGGCAGGGUCGAGCGCUUCCCCUGAGCCCACAGACACCCCCAUCAUCACCCAGACAUGGCAGCCCAGCUACCUGGGUGCCCCAGCUCCUCCCUCGGCAAAGGACCCACUUCCCUUUCUCUCCACUAUGGCCCCCUCACCCUCUGGCUCAGGGAGCAGCCUUUCUGGUGCUGACACGAGUGAAGAGACCACUCCACCCACUGUUCCCAUCACCCCCAACGGAAGGUCUAGGUCAGCGGGAUCCAUUGACACCAGCUCGACUUUUAUCAACACCGAGAUCCCGUGGAUGAGCCCUAGCUGGUUCUCCACCACCGUCCUGGCUGAUAGGUCCAGCACAGUGGACAGUACUCCGGACAUAGAGGCCAGCACCAUUUCCUCAGGGACUUCCAACUCUACUGACUACAGCCUUAGCUUCAAGACAAGUCCUCCUAAAGGCUUCAGCACAGACUCGAUUCUCGACUCAACUCUCUCCCAUACCUCCAGUAACGCAUCCGAGGCCAGGCUGGGAUCAGAGACAGAUUUUUUCUCAGUACCGACCCGAAUAGCCGUUUCCACCAUCAGUGGCUCCAUGCCCACAGCCAGAGAAAGCGCAGUCAUCCCAGGGGGCCCCGACACAGACAAAGACGUGGUUCUCACCAUGUCUAAGUUAGAAGGCAUAAUCCCCGAUUGGCAACAGGCACCAAGGGCCCCUCCCGUGGCAGAGGAGAUGACUUCGACUGCUCCCGGGACUGAAAGGACAAGCCUGACCCCAGCAGCCAAGGUCGCUGACAACAGUCCCAUUUUUCUGUCCGAAUCCUAUCCUGAACUCCCAAGUAAAGAAGCAGAGGCUAAUAGAGCCGUCCCCUUGUCUACUCCCCGUCCUCAAGGUCCACUGUCCCCGGGCGUUUCAGAGAAAUUAGUUCUGUCUCCCGAGUCAGCUUCAGGAGAGACCUCUCCCGAUGACAUUUCCCCUACAGCAGCCCCAGAGAGCAGCACUGUCAGGGUUACAGAGGCGAGCCCUGAGUCGGGGCUGACAAACGUGCCAUCUCCCGUCAGAGAGAAGCCGGGCGGGCAGAUCGCAACGGCUCCCAAGGAGGUGCAGACGGCAGCAGCGCCGGGGGGCUCCCCUGCGUCCGCGGCCGCACCCGCGCCCGGCAGCAUGCCCCAAGAGUCCCCGCAGGCCCACUGGUUUGACGUAGCUCCUUUUGAAAAGUUUAUCAGUGAAACCGAGGAGAGCUCCUGCGGGCUUCCGUCCUCCAUGAGUGUGAACAAUUGGAUAUCCUUUGUCAUAACGAAAUCACGGAUAAUGGAAGCUUCUUCUCAAAUCAUGGCUCUCAGAAAGCUCCUGGGUCCUGAACAAACGGCGGACUCUGAGGAGUCUGGGACCUCGGACGUCGCUACUAUCGGCAGCGAGUGGUUGAGCUCGGGGAUGGCUGCCGUGACCACGUUGGUGGAUGAAGAAAAUGCUCCAGGUGCUCCAGAUGUGGAGAGCAGCGAGGAUGUGCCUGGGACAUCGGGCUGUCUAGAGAGCGGCGCUGGCCCCGUGAUACAUCCUCCUGCACUGCCCCGGACACAGUCCUCUGCCUAUGUGACCAAAGCUCAAGCCCUAGGUGCUACAACGGGAGCCGACCUUGAAGCAGAGACAGGCUCUUUUCUGGCGCCGACCACAGCAGCAGCUUCUCCUACCCGCAGCUUUGUGCCCACAAUGGGAGGAAGUAAGGCCCUCCCAGAGCUCUCUCCCGCAGCCCGAGCCCCCGGUUUUGCGACACGUGGGGCAGGCAGUGGUCUUUCUUCGCAGCAGCCUCUCACAGCGGCUGCCCCUCUAUCUUCAUCGGGGGUCACUUGCGCAGAAGAGGAGGUGACCGUGGCUAUCCCUAAGACUGAGAGUGUAAGUCUGAGCCCCAACACCAAUGUCACAGGCAGUCAUGUGUCUCUGCUGUCCCUGUAUUGCUCUAAACUCCCAAGCACAAGUUCAGAGACUAAUCUGGCCACCCCCAGGACCACUUCCUCAGCUGAUAGUUCAACAUCUUCUAUUCAGUGGGAUAUUUCAGUGCCUGAGCAAGAACAGAAAGAGGUUACCCUCCCUGAGCUCCCAGAAACAACCCACACUGCACGCCUGCAUCCCGGCUCCGUGGUGUACCAGACUACUUCUUGGUCGGAGAGGAUGGCCUCUUUUAACCUCCCCACUAUAAGAGAGGAGGGGAACUUCUCUCCAUCUGUCUCCUCGUCCUCCAAGUCCUCAGAUAGUUCAGUGACCAAUAUUACAACCGGGGAAGAGAUGGAGGAAGCCGUCUGUUCGUCUUUUGACCAUAGAGAUACCAAAAGUCAAGAGCAGACAACCAGCUCUAGGGGAUCCAUGGCCACCACGAUGGGCCACAGAUGGUCAAAUUAUAGUUUGGCCUCUACAAGUGCUCUGGUGCGCCAGGGAAGGGGCAUGGGAAGUGUUCCGGCCCCACAGAAUGGCAAAGUUUUUCCUGGUACCUCUGAGGCUAUGGAAAGCAGCCUUGGCCUCAAGUCAAGUCGAUCCACUUGGUUCAGAACAGACUCAAUUGUCUACAUGACUCAAGAUCAAACUCCAAGUUGUAUAUCAGAGAUUGACCUCGGAGCAGACACGGAGCCUCUGCCAGCACCAAGCACAGAAGCAUCCUCUGGUGCCAAGGAUUCUAUGCCCAUCCCUGGAGAAAGCACAGACACUCCAAGGUCCAUUAGUCCCAUCGAAGCGGUGACUCUCACCAUGUCUGGGACAAGACCCAGUCCUUCUUUGAAACAUCCCCUCUCUUCAUCAGUCUCAAUGGCCCUUUUGGGCGCCAUGAAGACAGAGAAGAUGGCUUCAGCUUUCCCCGGUUCAGGUCCGAUCCACGGCAUUAAGGCAGCAGGCAUCAGCCCCAGUUCCAUAUCUGUCUGCCAUCUAGACCUCCAAAAUGUAGAUGCUGAAGCUAGUAUGGCCACUCUCUUGACCACUUCCUCUUCCGAUAUUUUAGCAUUUUCAGACUAUGAAACUGAGGGACAACGCCCAUUGGCAGUGCCUUCUGACUCGACUCUGAGGGAGACUUUCCCUGAGGAAAUUUCCUACCCAGCUCCCGAGACCCACUCUGCCAAAGCCACGGGAACAAAUUCUCCUCUGUCACCGGCUAAGGCACAUGCCAUUUCUAUCGCCGUCCCAGAGACGCCAUCUGCCCAAGCAGAGACAGAGCCCAUCCCAGCUGCCUUUCCUCUCACUAUCCUGAGGGAUACCUCAGUGCCCUGCACAGAAACCACGCCCAAUAGUGAGAUGCCGCGUGCAGUGCCCAGGAUGACCUGCCGACACACCAGCCUGCCCAUAGCACAUCCGGCCACUUCUUGGUCCAAAAUCCCAAUCUCUCUUGGCGAUCUUGAGGAGAUGAACCGCUCUAUCUCUACAGACAUCACAAUAUCCACUUCCAUGGCUGGAGGAAAAGCGAUAGAAGUUGCUCCUCUUGCCACUGCUGACUUCCUAGAGACUACCGUUCCUGAGCAGGCAACUAUCUCUGAGAAAUCAGCCAAGGAAGCCUUCGCCACUGGCGUCACAGAGUCAAGUUCAAAUUUGGCCUCCCUGACCGACGUAGAGGCUCAAGAAGGUGAAGGAGGCCAUGGUCCAUUUUUAGAAGCUAGUACUAUUUUCCCUGAGACAGCUGACCCUUUCGGUCCAGACACUGACCUGAAGACAAAUCCAGAUAGAGGGGCCAUCCCAGAAUCAGCCGUGUAUAGGACACUCAUGUAUUCCACCUCAAGGACCAGCCUUGGAGCAGAGUGUAAGACUCUAAGCCGUACCGUGUCAAGGGCAAGCAUCGGAGCAAAGACAUAUCUGCCCCAGGAACCAAGCAGAGAAGCAGCUGAGGAGCCUGAGCUUGUUCCUGGAGAUGAUUCUUGGUCUUCUAGAUCGUCAGAAGCCACAAUUGUCACCAUGACUGCCUCUGCCACCAGCCCUCCUUGUCCAGAGCCCCUUACUCCAUCACCCUCACCGGAGCUCAUUCCUGUGGCCAAGGAGAUGGAGUCUGACGUCCUUGGAGCUGAAAGUUCCUCUCCGACCCCUACCAGCGAGAUGGCAGAUGUUGUGUAUCGUCCUGACCUUCCAAAUACGGGGGCAGAGACUGGCCUCGUUGACCUCCCAACUGCAUCCUCUUCAGAAGCCUCAACAGGCUCAGACCUUGAGGAUGGAGGCCCCAGUCCAUUAGUUACACCUCUUGAGUCAGCACCUGAAGGGAUGCUGUCUGGUUGGAGGACACAAGCCAGCACGCAGCUCCAUUCCACAAAAGUUUUAGGCAGGCCCUCAGCUUCCACCCUGACUCUGGUCUCGCCCACUGUGGCAGAGAGGCUGGAUACCUGCCCGGCUCUGCAGAGGGCUGGCCCAUCUGCAGACCCCUUGGGGAGGAGCACGCCAUGGUUUAGUUCUUACUUUGAGUUCCCAGAACUCCCUCAGCUAUUGCACCCCAGCUCUGAAGUGCAUCUGGCUACUCCUUGGUUUGAAAGAACCAACUUCACAGAGACCCAGCGAUACUCCGUAUCUGCCCCGCCAUCCUCCACCGUUGUGUGUGCCAUGGAUCUCUCUGAAGUACAGGGGGAGGAAGCUCCCUCCCCAUCCCCUCGUUCCACAGAGACCACAGCUUCUGAGCAGGCUACUAGCUCUACGGGAGUUUUGGCCACUACUGGAGGGUUGACCAUGGUGAGAACCAGAUGGUCAAAUCCCAAUUUGCCAUCAAUGAACCCUCGAGUGGGCAGUACAACGGGCAGCACCCUGGACUUAAGGAACAGUGGCUCCCCCGGGACUUCCCUCUCAACUCAGAGUGGAGCUGGCUUCUGGAUUAGCCCUCCUGAAAGGCAUAAGGGAGGCUCAGUCAGCAACACCAACCUAAAGUACACUGUAGCUGCUCAGGAGGCCAACCUGGCAACAAGAACCCACUCAUCUUUGGCACUAACUACUGCACUCGAUGUCUCCAGUACCAGCAGCCCCGUGGUUAACCCUGGAGAGAGCCCUGCAUUCCCAAGGUCCCCAACUACAGCUCAAGUCACCAUGAGUACUGCAGGUGCUGCCCUCCCUGCGGCAGAGAGCCUCAUUGUACCAACCCCUGCAAUCUCAUCAGGAGCUCCUCCCAGGGAUGGGGAGCUGGGUUUACCUGGCUCCGGGAUGGAGAGCUCACACCUGAGAUCUGGGAGCCAACUCAGAGAAUUUAUUCCGCCUGCUCACCAUCCUGACCUCCCACAUGCAGGAGCCCCACACCUGACCACCUCCUUCCUGGAAAUUCUGUCCUCCUUAGACAAUGUGACCCCCCAGCCAGGUUCAGCUGCCACAUCUCUUAACUCUACGGCUCCUGAGAGCCCAGAGGUCAGCUCAGCUUUCCCUCUGACCACCUCAUCUGCUCUAGCUACGGCCAGAGGCGCCUUGGCCAAUGCUGUCGGAGAGAGCCCUCCGGUGGCUUUCUCUGCAGAUCCCAUCCCUGCCACCACCCGUGGCUCAGCAGUGACCACUCUAAGCCUGACCUCUUUAGUCCUUAUAGGACGUGACCCUACUGGUAGUGAGGCGGCCAGCGGGGCAUCUAGCUCCCCAGAGCAGAUACUGACAACUAGCUUGACACCUGCAGCUGCCUCUGGCUCAGUAGCCUCUCCUCCCACAAUGCUGUCUGGUCUUACAACACUGGCAACAGGAGCAGGUGCCCAAAGGUCUCUAGGGGAGAACACGCCCUCCCUGGAGCCAGGCUUAGGGACCAGCCUUUCUGUAACUUGGACCUCACCCCUGUGGAAGACCCCAUCUUCCAUCAACCUAGAUACAAAGUCAGGGACAGGAACCCCCAGGAGCUCCCCUGUCCUGGUUGUCACCACUUUUGGUUCAGAAAAGGGUUCAUUGGAAACAUCCAAACUAGUGACACCUCCUCCGAUGGACAAGACACGUGCAAUAGAGACAACAGCCUCAUCCUCCCUCGAGACCCCAGCCACAGAGAACAGUGUUUCUGAAGCAGGAACAGACUCUACUGUUCCAGCCAACCCCACCCUCCUUAUAAGCACAGUACCCUCCUCAGAUACCCCGGGUCAUUUGGGUACAGAUGAACCAACAAGUGACCCUUUAGAACCUGUGAACACCUCCAAUCCUCUGGAGACCUCAGUGGAGACAGUGAGUGGGGAGACAGAUCCUGACUCAGCCACUCUUCAGCCAACCAACGUCCCUGAGUCCAUCUCUACGAGCAGCCAUGGGUCUGGGGCACCCACAGAAGCCCCUCUGCCAACUGAGACAUCUACCCAAGUGACCACAAGACAUGAAGACCUUUCUCAUACCCCACUAAAGUCGACUGUUGCUCCAGGUUCCAGUCUCCCCUUAGAGACUAGCACACUUGGGACAGUUUCCUCUAUUCUCCCUGAGACAGUUUCCUCUAUCCUCCCUGCAGUCAACCCAACUGCAGGUAUGGUCACUGGAGAGAUCAGUCCACCAGUUCCCACAUCAUUGUCUACUCCAGCUGAUUCCUUGUACAGUAAAGUUUUUGGUGGAGGAGUGGGAACAAGUCCCAAAGUCACAUGGAUACAACCGACUUCAACCGUGAUGAAAACUACGUCUCCAGCCCCAGAGAGGUCAAAGUCCCAGGCAAGAAGAGAGCUGAGCUCCUCUACCCUGUCUCCCAUUACCCUGAGUGAUGUCCCAAUAGCUGUUGGAGGAGACACAGGCAUAACUGUGCCAUUUACAAAAACAGCUACCGAGGGUAUGGUAGUGAUGACAUCCAGCACCUUCUCUAAGCCUGAAGAAACAUCUCAUACCAUUCAAAGUCCACACCCGAGCUCCUUGGACUCUCCAUCCAUUCCCUGGACUGAGAGAGCGACCUCUUUGAGUAUAGAAAAGACUCUCUAUUCCAGGGCUGUUCACAGGCCCUCGAGCUCAUCUGACACCACAACCAAGACACAGACAAGUAAAGAUGCUGCUCCAUCUACUGAACCCACUGAGGUCUUGGCUGAUCAGGAAUCAACUAGCCCAAUUCUUAUCACCAGCGAAAAAACACUGAAAAGUAUAAAUGUGACCUCCGGAGCCACUAGAGUGACUGAAGCCGGCACAGCAGGGAGAACUUCAUUCUCAGAGACCAGCUUACUCUCAUUCCCAGAGUCCUCUGAUUCUACUGAGGUCAGAACCAGUCUCAUGACAAGUUCUACCAGAAGACCCAGCUCUGAGACAGACCUGUCUUUUGGCGUCUCCAAGUCAGAGGAGUGGGGCUACUUGACAUCUCCCCCCACAUCCUUUAUAUCUGUGGACACAUUGACAUCUGUUGUCAGUAAUGGAGCAGAAGUGACAGAAGCUCUUUCUCUAACUGCUGUCCCCACGGGGAUCACCACUUCUGAAAAAGUCAUCAGCUACCUGGGCCCUGGAGCCACUACUGUAGGGAGCCGUGGGUCUGGGGCGCCUACAGGGACCAUCUCACCUUUGGGAGGAACCACCACACCAGCUGAGACAUCUAUCCAAGUGACCACAAGAUAUGGAGACCUUUUUUAUUCCCCACUUAAAACCACUGUUGCUCCAAGUUCCAGCCCUCUGCUGGAGAUUAGUACACUUGGGACAGUUUCCUCUACUUCCCCUUCAGCCACCCCAGCAGAAGAUAUGAUGACUGGGGAAUUUCUCCACUCAGUUUCCACGCCAUUGUCUACUCCAGCUGAUUCCUUGUACACCAAAAUUUUUGGUGGAGGAGCGGGAACAAGCCCCAAGGUCACAUGGAUACAACCUACUUCAACCCUGUUGAAAACCACAUCUCCAACUCCAGAGAGGUCAAAGUCUUUUGAAAGACCUGAAUUGGGCUCCUCUCCUCUGCCUCCUAUUGCCCUGAGUGAUGCCCCAAUGGCUAUUGGAGGAGACACAGGCUCGACUGUGGCAGUCACAGAACAGAUAGCUGAAGAUAGGACAGCAAAGAUAGCUAUCACCUUCUCUGAGCUGCCAGAAACAUCUCCGACCAUUCAGAGUCCACGCUCCAGCCCCUUGGACCCUCCAUCCAUUUCCUGGACUGAGGGGAAUGCAGAAAAGACUAUCUAUUCCAGGGCUGUCCACGGGCCCUCCAGCUCAUCUGACCCCACACCCAAGGCCCAGACCAGCAAAGAUGCUGCUCCAUCUACAACAAACCCAGAUGAACAGGCGUCAACAAGCUCAAUUUUUGCCAGUCGAGGAAAAACACAGAAAAGUGCAAGUGAGUCCUCAAUAAGCCCCCUGGUGGCCAAGGGAGGAACAUCAGACACGGAGACGAGCUCAGAAUUCACCGAUUCCUUCUACACAAGAGUUUUUGAAGGAGGGGUGAGCACCAUCCCCCGCAGAACCUGGUCCUACCAAAGUCUGAUCUCCACCAGCUCUUCGGUGAUAGAAUUCCACAAAUCCCUCAGUGCUCCAGAUACAAGCGUGAGCCCAUUUUCCUCUGAGACCUCUCUCUUUACUGACGCCAGUACCAGCUUCAGGAUAAGUCCUCCUGGACCGUCCAGCACAAACUCAUACACCGCACUCACCCACACCCUGCUCCCAAGCAUAGCUGCAGUCAAAGCUUUUGUGACUUUGGAGUCAAAGCCUGGGACCCGAGAGACAUCGGCUCCGGCGGAGACGCAAGACUUCCUUUUAGAGAUUACAUCGAAUGGGAGCAGCCCUCCAAGGGUUCCCUCUCCUACUCCCGCCACCCUGCUUACAACAAUUGGUGACAAGCAAGGUCCCAGUACUCACAGUGCAGAGCUGUCCUCAACAGAAGGUCCCAGAUCUCCAGUCAGUGAGCCCCUGCUGCCCACCACGCCAGAAAUCGGCGAGACCCUAAGUCCCAGCACCCAGAGUGCCGAUCUACCCUCACCUGCAAGUCCCAGAUCUCCUGCUAGCCAGCCCAUGUUGCCGACCACACCAGCUACUGUUGCAGGAAUCGGCAAGAGCCUAAGUCCCAGCACCCAGAGUGCAGAUCUACCCUCACCUGCAGGUCCCAGAUCUCCUGCUAGCGAGCCCAUGUUGCCGACCACGCCAGCCACUGUUGCAGAUACCGAUGCUAGUGUGGCACCUGUCAGCCAUAUCCCAGACCAGAAAGCAUCUGAAAGCCCAUGGACAUCAACACGUGAUUCUCAGGCUCCCACAUCUACUGUCAAUCCCACGGGCAAAGAGCCCGAUGUGAUGCCCAUCACACAAAUCCCAGACCAAGGAGAGACAGAAGGCCUUGCAGCACUGACAAGUAGUCCUCCAGCACUCAUAGACACCCUCAGUACUACAGGAACCACUGCUUCAAUAGGAACCACUGUGCCCAAGACGUCCGAAGGAGUGAACAUGGGUACCAGCAGCCUCUUGCUCCCUUUGACUUCAAUUGAUCCCACAGCUACCUCUGACUCAAGUAUUGUAUUAAAAACCAACCUGCCUGGGACACUUUCCUCUCCUCUCCCAGUGAUCACAUCUAGAACUACCAUGGCUACCAUGGAGAGCACGAGUACGGAACCAAUAUCAAGGUCAAUUCCACCAGAUGUUCUCCAGACAACUCUCUCAGUUUCAGGAAUGGGCAUCAUCCCCCCUGCUUCCCUGUCCUCCUCUCCUUCACCAACACCUGCGAAAGAAACAGGGGAAAGUCUUGCACCAACUCCAAUGCAAGCUGAGACCACAACCCCAGAGAAGUCAGACACCCAGACACGAACAGAAUCUGGUUCAGCUGCUUGGCCAACUCCUGCCAUAAACACCAUCCCAAGUGCUGAUGCAGGAGGCACAAGUGCCUCCUUGGCAUCCACAGAAGGGAAAAGUGGGCUCAUAACAUUAUCUGUUUCCUCUGUGGAGAGUACAUAUAAACCCCAGGCAACACCCAAAGAGCAAACACAUUCCAUGGAACCCUCAACUCUUCCAUGGCCAGAGAUAACAUCUACUGUUGCCUUCCAUGAUGUAAGACAGGAAGACAACCACUCCACAACUAACUCAUCUCUUGGGACAGGAGCCCCAACAAGCCAAACUGCACCUCCUGCUACUGAACCCACUAAAACCUCACAUCCUGAGGGAGUGACCAGUUCAAAUGAACCAGUGAUUACAGACACAGCUUUUCCUCCUAGUGCCAGUCCAGAAGAGAUCCGAAAUUUGACCACUCAUGAUAACAGGCAUCUGGGUAGUAGUUUGGUCUCCACAAUCACCCCUGUGCUUGAGAUGAGUAUGGCAGGUAGUUCUAUAGGAUCAGCUGCCAGCACAAUUUUUUCUGCUGAAACCUCAGCUGACCUCCAGGCAAGUCCUACUAGAGAAUCUAGCACAGGACCAGAAAGCUUUGCCACUCUCCUUCCCACAGGGCCCAGACUUGGAACUGAAACAGCUUUGACCCCUGUAUCAACAAUGGCAGCUGAAGAUACUUUUACCAGUAGUAGCUCUGUGACUCCUACAGAAGAAAGAACAAUUAGCACCUCAUCUUCUACCACAUCUGAAAGCACAUCUCUUACCAUGACUGGGCUGAGCAGCACCUCUACUUGGCCAAAAAUCCUCAGUUCAUUAUCCACCACAGCUUCAUCUGGGAUUAUCCACAUACCUGAGGACAUCAGCUCAGCUUCUCCUCGUGCAGACAGUACAAGUCUCAUACAAAGCAACAAGGUCAUAGACAUUGUUCCUCCUUUUAUUGGGACCACUCAUAGCCCUGAGCACCCAAAGACAUUGGCAGAGAGCAGCACUGGUGUCCUAUCAACAACUUUAUCACUUAAAUCACCCAGAUCCUCAGCCACCACUACUGGAGGACCAGAACUAUUGAGCAUUUCUACUGGCUCAACUACAAGGGAAAUGACGACUCAGGGUAUCCCGCCUGAAGACUUAGAGAGGACCUCAGAUUCUCCCUUAACCACUUUGAACAUGGUGGCCAUAGCUAGCACUGUCACAGCCAUGGAGAUGGAAGGGAUGUCUUCAGUUCCUCUAUGGCCCGCCAUAGAUAUUCAAGUCAGCUCAGUCCAACCUCCUAGUAGCAGCACUAAAGAUCUCCCUCAACAAAGCACACUCAUUUUCCAGUCCCCCACCACAGCUAAAUCCAUGGAUCUCAUCCCCACUGGAGCAGAUAUUACCACAUCAUCACCACAGACGGACUCUUCUUCAGCUUCUGUGGCCUUAUCUGGGAUUACUUCCAAGAUUACUACUGACGACAUGAGUUUAGCUGCUCCUGGGACAGAAAGUCUCAUCAAAAGCAGUGAGGUUACAAAUAGAGCUCCUGUUUCUAUGAUCACUGACAGUCCUGAGCUUCUAAGUACAGAGGCAGAGAACAGUACAGGAGCCCCACUGACCACUGUGUCACUUCAACGUCCCAUGUCCUCACUAGCUGUUACAGGUCCUCUGAGCAUCUCUGCUGAUAGAACUUCCCCAGAGACUAUGGCUUAUAGUGUCCCACAGACAGACACAGAGAUGAGCUCUGAUCUUCCCUUGACCACCUUGGCUAUGGUGACAACAGCCAACACUUUCACAACUGUAGUUAUGGGAGAGAUGUUUUCUCCAGGAAAUAAGAUUCACUCAACCCUAUCUCCCGGUGUCAGCAGCUCCAUGGCUGUCCCUGAACAAAGCACAGCCAUUCCACAGCACUCUGCUACAACUGAAGCUGUAAUGCUCACCUCCACUAGAUCAGAUACCACUAUUAUUUGGCCACAGACUCUCCCUCCUUCAACUCCAGUAGGCUUAUCUAUGGUUACCCAGAUGGCUGAGGACAUGAGUUCAUCUACCCUUAUCACUGAAAAAACAAAUCUCGCCUUCAGCAGCAAGGUCACAGACAUGAUCCCUCUCUCUCCUGUAACUACACUCAGUCCUGAACUCCCAAGUAUAGUGACAGAGAACAGCACAGAUGUCCCACUGACCACCACUUCUUCUAAAACUCCUGUUUUAGCAGAUAUUACCUCUGAAAGAACAAGCCAAUUGAGCACCCUUGCUGAUUCAGCUUCCUGGGGGCUUACAACUCAUUCAGAAAUGAGCUCAAAUCUCCCUCUGGCCACAGCCAGCACUGACACAGACAUGGUGAUGAGAGAAAUAUCAGAUGCUCCAGGGCCUAACCCAGAAACUGAAGUGCACAUCACCCUUUCUCCUGGCACCAUUUCAGAAGAGAUCUCAAGUUCUGAGCCCAUGUUUCCCAGGGAGAUAAGUCCUGCCACCCAGCAGGCUGUUGUGACCACAAUGAUCCCUUCUUAUUUUGGACAAGGAUCAAGUCUGACUUCUGUGACUCGGGCUGAGCCAUCUGAAACUCAAAGAGCAAUAGUCACCCAAGUUCCACUGGAAAGUUACACAAAAUCUCCCUUGUCUCCUACUGAAGCUGAGACCACUGGAACAGGGACCAUAACAACUCCUACUCUGGCCUCUGAACUGGAGAACAUCCAGGCUUCCACAGGUACCAUCUCAGGCUCAGAGGUCAACAUGACCUAUUCCACUUUGUCAUCUUCCUUAGAAAGUCCUAGAACACAAACUACUAGUCCUGAGAGAGUAGCAAGUUCUUCUCUGGCACUAUCCACUUUACCAACUGAGAAAUCAUUGGCAGCAGGCACUUCUUCACCAAUCUCUAUUUCCACAAUGCUUUCUGAAAUCACUGCACCAAAGACAAGUGCUCAAAGAUCUGAAAAUCAGAGCACAGCUACCCUGGAAGCCGGCACAGCUCCAGCAGUGGGGACCAGUCCUGCUGUGACCUUGAUCCCUUCACAGUCAAAGGCCACAACUUCUAUCAGCAUGUCAAGUUCCGCUGCCUCAUCACCAAUAAAAACAAGUUCUCCAAGUCUAAAUGACAUUAUGUUAGGUGAUAUUUCCCUGGAGCCCUCUGCAAAAACAGUGACUGCCAGCCCUGUCCAUGAUUCUCCAAGUCAAAGCCUAAAUGUCUCUCCUACUGUUACCACUUCUGCAGCCUUGAUAAGCUCCAGUCCCCCUGGGACUGCUCCCUCUAGGGAAGGAUCAGGGACAGCCACCUUUAUUGCAGGGUCAGUGGAAACAACUCUAGCUGUCACUCUGUCUCCAGCAAGAAUACAGGAAGCCUGGACAUCAUCACCUCCUUCCCCAGCAUCAACAGCCCCAGAGGGCAACAGUGCUAUGGCAGAAAUAGCCUCUGUUUCUGCUCUGGUACCUGCCAGCUCCACUCUGUUCACAAGUGAUUUGGGGCCUGACACCCAUAUUCCUGAUCAUGAAGUUCUAGGAGGCACUGCAACCAUGACAAAUGGACCCCUGAUACCCGUGUCCCUUGUCAGUGCCCCAGGAUUCUCUACCAGAAGCACAGUGACAUUGAAGAAUGUGAGUGGGUCAGACCUGGAAAAAGAAUCAGCAGAUUUCACCAGCACUCCUAUGACUGGAUCUACUGUGAGAGAUUCCAUUCCAGACACUACAACAGAAAUAGUUGUCAUGGAGACAACUCCAGGUAGUGAGGUUGCUGUAGUGCCUGUCACACAUAUCCCAGUCCAUGAAGCACUAGGAGAAAAGGAAGUACUGACCAGGGGCCCUCUGGAACCUGAAUCUACUGUAGACCCUAUGGAUGCUGAAACAGAGACAUUCACCGUGGAGACUAUGCCAGCUACAACAACUACUCAGGCUUCCCUUCUCACUGUGGCCACUGUGACAGGUGACCUCAGCCCUGAAACACACAGGACAACCAUGCACUCUCCCACCGAAGCCUCAACUCCAUCUGAGACAUCUCUUGGAGUGACCAUGGAGGCGGGAAGCCCCACAGUUUCCAUGACUCUGGCAGAACCGACAGCCAGCACAGUCUCUGAUGGUCCCUUAAAGGUCAACCCAACUGAGAAGAUUUCUUCUACAUCCCUUUCGGACACACUUGUAUCAGAAAAAUCUCCUAGAGAGAGUGACAGUACCACUCUGACUCCAUGGCCCACUCCAGUUGACUCCAUCCAUAUCACUACCUCAGCCCCAAGAAUGGAAAUCAGCUCCAUUUUGCCUCCAUCUUCAAUUCCUGCAGCCACCAGUGAUAAAGAAACCACGCCAAACCCAGAUUUGCCCAUGAAGGAAACCCCCCCAGAGCAGCAGGAUGUUCAGACUGUAACGGAGCCAGGGUCAGCUGCCCUGUCCUCCACUGUUUCCAGCAUCGUUCCAACAUCUGUUGGAGGGGACACAAGCAUUUUCUUGGUGUCUACAGAAGGUCCAAGAGAGGAUAAAACAGUUUCUAGCACUUUGCCAGACACUCCUGGAAUCACUCAGACAGAGCAGAUUCAUUCUACAAGCCCAGGAGAGCCUGACAGAAGCUUCACCUCUUCUCAGGCCCAUCUAAGUGAAGGAGGCAGCUAUGCUAGGACUGUCCCCUCACCCUUUGUGGAAGGCAUGACAAGCCCGGCUGAACCUCCUACCCUGGAGUCCACAGAGCCCACAUUUCCUGAGGAGGGCACUCCCUCUGUUGCACCAGUGACUGAAUUCAGCACCAUGGACAGUGGAAAGUUACAGAGUAGUUUGGACUCCACCAGCACCCCAGUGAGGGAGACCAGCAGACCAGGCAGCACUGCAGCCUCAGAUACCAGCACACUCAGCCCAGGGAAGUUUCAUCCUGCUGAGAGUACAGCUAACCUCAUGCCAAGUCCUGUGGGAGGGUCUAGCCCAGAACCAGCUGUCUACACCACUCCAUCCCAUACCCCAGAUAUUGCUACAGAGACCAAGCUUAGAGGAGAGACAGACUUGUCCUCAAUAUUAACCACACCAGCACCUGUGGUCUCCAUCACCACUAUCUCAGAGGCUCUGCCUGGAAUAAGAACAAGGGUUCCCUGGUCCUUGACCUCGGCUGAAACCACAGAUAUCACCAUGAUUGGUAAAGAUACUAUGUCUACUUUGCCACAGACCUUUUCUCCUCCAUCCCCAGUCAUUUUAUCUGAGGGCACUUACAAGGCUGAGGACAUGAGCUCCAAUGUUCCCAGGACUGAAAGCAUAAGGGUCACAGAUAUGACUUCUCGUUAUCCUAAAGAUACUACCAACCAAGAAUUUCUGGGGACAGUGGAGGAGAGUAGCACAAGUGUUUCCCUGAUCACUCCUUCACUUGGACCUCCUGUGUCCUCAGCCUCUAUUAUGGGAGAAAUACCAAAUAUGUCAGGUACCACUACUGACUCAAUGCAAGUGACUACCACACAUGGAAUCCCAAAUAGAGACUCAGAGAGGACCUCGGGUCUCCCAUUGGCCACAGAGGGCACAGACAAUACUUCCACAGCCAAGAUGACUGGCAACAUCUCUAUGGUCCCUACAGAGCACAGUACAGAAACUCAAAUGAGUUCAGCCCUGCUUCCUACCACCAAUACCAGUUCUGUGGCUCUCUCUGGACCAAGAACAGUUUCCCCCUCAUCUACCACAGCUGAAACGAGGACUCUCACCAUCACUGGAACAGGUAGCAUCUCUUCUUCAAUUCCUAUAACCUCACCUGGAGUUACUCCCUUCACUGAGAACAUGAGCUCAGCUGCCUCCAGGACUGAUGCCACAAGUCUCAUCUUUAGCACUAAAAUCACAGACAUCGUCCCUUUCUCCCCUAUGGUCACUUUCAGACCUGAACUCCCAAGUACGGUACCAGAGAAAAGUACAAAGUCCCCACUGACCACAAUUUCUAUUAAAGUUCCAGUGUCCUCAGAUACUAAUCCCGUAGGCUCAUUGAUCACCUCUGUUGGCUCAAUUCCCUUGGAGACUACUCAUGGUGUUCCACAUGCAGACUUAGAGAAGACCUCUGAGCUUCCUCUGACUUCCUUAACCAGAGAGACUACAGAAAGUACUAUUACAGGCAGAGCGAUAGAAGGCAUCACCUCAGCUUCUCCAGAGUUCAACACAGGAGCUGAAAUGAGCUCAGCCAUUCCUUCUACCACAAGUCCAGCAGAGACUACAAAAAUUUCUGAGGCCAUGACUCCCAGAGAUAUAAGCCCUUCCUCCAUGUCACCAGGGAUGGCUACAGUGACUCCUGUCCAUAUUGGAUCAGAUUCAAGUCCGGCUGCCGUGACCCAGGCUAAGCUACCCAAAACUCAAAGUCCAUUAAUCCUUACCAAAGUCCCACAGGAGAGUGAUACAGAAUUCCCUUGGUCUUCUACUGCAACUGAGGCCACAAAAUCAGUGAUCAUAACAGAUUCCACUCCAGUCUCAGAGUUGGAGGAGAGCCAGGCUUCCAAAGGCACCAUCCCAGGAACAGAGGCCAGCAGAAACUAUCCCACUUUGUUAUCUCCUUCAGAAAGCCCCAUGACACAUGAUGCUAGUCCUGAGAGGGUAACAAGCACUGAUCAAGCACCGUCCACUUUGCCAGCUGAGGAAUUACCUGAAACAGGCACCAGCUCAGCUACUUUUGUUUCUAAAAUGCUUUCUGAUGUCACUUCUUCAGAACCAUGGACAAGCACCGAAGGGUUUGAAAGUCAAAGCAUGUCUAUCCUGGAGACCACAACUGUUCUAGCAAUUAGUAGAGACCCUGCUAUGACUUUUAUCUCCCCACUGUCAAAGACCACAACUCCUGUCAGCGUGCAUAUGGAAACUGGGUCUAAUUUACCACCUUGGGCAGCCAGCCCUUCCUCAAAAGUAGAAACAACUUCCAGUCUGGUUGAUAUCACGGUGGAGGAAUCCUCCCAAGGAAGAGGAACUCACAGUCCCAUCCAUGAAUCUCCAAGUUCAAGUCCGGGCCCUUCUUCUGCCUUAACUACUCCUGAGACUUGGACAAUAACAGGUGCCCCUGAAAAGACUUCCCCAUUGGAGGACUCAGGGUCAGCUGGCCUUACUACAGAGUCUGUGAGGAGCUCAGGGGAGACACCAACUCUAGAUGUCAGCCUGCCUCCAUCUAGAACACAGGAAGUCUCCAUAGCAUCUCCAAGCCCAACCCCCAUGGCCACAGAAAAUAGCAGUUCCAGAGCAGAGACAGCCUCUGUUUCUGCUCAAGUACCUUCCACUUCCACCCUGUUCACAAGUGGUGAUGCUGGUGUUGUGCCGGUCACACAUGCCUCAGGCCAUGGAGUACCAGGAAGCAUAGCAGCACUCACCAGAGGUCCCCUGAUACCUAGGUCCACUCUUAUUCCCACAGGUGGUGAGGUUAGUGUGGCAGCAGCUACACGCAUCCCAGGCCAAGGAGCUGCAAGAGGCACUGCAGCACUGACAAGUGCCUCCCCAGGGACUUUGUCUACAAGCAGUCCCACAAGUAUAUCCCAACCAAGUACUUUGGUCACAGGAUUCUCUGCUAGGAGCACAGUGGCAGGAAGGACCACGGCUCUAGCUAACAUGACAGGGGAAUCAUCAGAGCCCACCAGCACUCCCAUGACUGGCUCCCCUGUGAGAGAUUCCGUUUCAGGCACUGCAUCAGAGAUACUCACCAUGGAGACAACUUCAGCUACAGAAAUGCAUGUGAACCAAACCACCCCGGAGAAGCGGGAUGCUCAGACAGGAACAGAGCCAGGCUCAGCUGCUCGACCCUCCCCUGCUCCCAGUAUCAUUCCAACAUCUCCUGGAGGGGACCCUAGUGCUUUCUUGGUGUCUACAGAAGGAGCAACAGAAGGUCAAACUGUGUCCGGCGCCUUCCCAGAGAACACAGAUGCCCCCGGGAGCAUCCACAGAGAACACAUGCAUUCCUCAAGCCCAGGAGUAACUCUGUGGCCUGAUAGAGCCGCCACCGUUUCUCUGCCCAGUCUAACUGAAGGAAGCAGUUACUCCAGAACUGUCCCCUCAUCCUAUUUGGGGAGCAUGACAAGCAUGGCCAUAUCUGGAGCCCAGACAAACCCAGAUAAUUCUCCUACCCCAGGGCCUACAGGGCCCACACCACCUGAGGAGGGCACUCUCUCUGUUGGAGGUGCCUCUGUGGUAUCAGUGCCUGAAUUCAACACCACAGACAGUGGAAACUUAGAGAGUAGUGUGGCUUCUACCAGCACCCCAGUGCGGGAGACCAGCAGACCAGACAGCACUGGAGCCUCAGACACCAGCACACUCAGCCCAGGGAAAUUUCAUCCUGCUGAGAGUACAGCUAACCUCAUGUCAAGUCCUGUGGGAGGGUCUAGCCCAGAACCGGUUGUCUAUACCACUACACCCCACACCCCAGGUACUUCAGAGACCAGGCCUGAAGAAACAGUUUCAUCCUUGGUGAUGUCCACACCAGCACCUGCUGCUUCUCUCACCAGCAUCUCUGGGAUUCUGACUAGAGCAAGCACAGGCACCCCACAGCCCUCGACCUCCAUAGAAGCCACAGCUCUCAUUAUCACUGGUGCAGAUACCAUUCCUGUACAGCCAAAGACAAGCUCUCCUUCACCUUCUGCAACCAUAUUAGGGGCUGAGGACAAGAGCUCAGAUGCUCCCGGGACUGAAGUCAUGACUCCUGUCCCCGGCAGCAAGGUCACAGAAGUAGUCCCUCUUUCCUCUGUCAGCUUUCUCAUUCCUGAGUUCCCAAGUAGAGUGGCAGAGAGCAGCAGUGAUGUCCCACUGGCAGCCACUUUACCUCCAUCUUCCAUAUCCUCAGCUACCACUGUUGACAGUGUACAAAGCAAAUUGAGUGCCCCUACUGAUUCAAUUCACUUGGGGGCCAUGACUCAUGGAGUCCCACAAAAAGACUUAGAAAUGACUCCAGGUCUCUCACUGGCUACUCUAGCUACAGAGGACACGGUUAGUUCUAUCACAACCAAGACAACCAAAUACAGCUCUAUGACUCAUCCAGGGCUUAGCAUGGGAGCUGAAGUAAGCUCAGUCCAUCCUGCUAGUACCAGCACAGGAGAAAUGCAAGCAAGUUCUAAGACACUGAGUUCCAGAGAGACCAGCUCAAGGGGAUCAUUGGUGACCACAGUGACCCAUCCUGAUGUUGGAUCAGGUUCAGGCCUGUCUACUGUGACCAAAGCUGAACUAUCCGAGACUCAAAGUCCAUUAACCAUCACCAAAGUUCCACAGGAGAGUGACACGGGCUCCCCAUUGUCUCCUACUACAAGUGAGGUCUCUGGAGCAGGCACCAUAACAGCUUCUAUUCCGAACCUGGGAAGAGAAGAUACCCAGGCUUCCAUGGACACCACCUUAGGCACAGAAGCCAGCAGGACUUUCCUCACCUCGUCCCCCUCCUCAGAAAGCCCUAGGACACAUAUCACUAGUCCUAAGAGGGCAACAAGCAGUGACGAAGCACUAUCCACUCUGUCAACUGAGAAAUCACUGGGAGGCUCCGAUGCCUCUGUUCCCACAAAGCUACCUGAAGUCACUGUAUCAGCACCAGAGAUAGGCACCCAAAGGUCUUCUGAGAGUUUAAGUACAUCCACUCUGGAAGCCAGCACUGCCCCAGUAGUCCAGACCAGCUCUGGUGUGACUUUGAUUGUCCCAUUAUCAAAGAUCACUACUUCCAAAAUAGAUACGGAAAGGGCGUCAAAGUCAAAGUCAGUUUCCUGGGCAGUCAGUCCCUCAGCACAGGUCGCAACAAGUUCCCCCAGUAUGGCUGACACUACCUUGGGGGGAUCCUCCUUGAUUCCAUCCACAAGAGAAUGGACCUACAGUCAAGCCCCUGAGUCUCCAAGUCAAAGCUCAAACCUGUCUCCUGUUUUCACCAUUCCAACAAUCCCCUCUAGUUCUACUCCCUCUUCAGAGGUCUCAAGGACAACUAGCUUAAAGACUGUACCUAAGAAGAUCUCUAUGGAAACACCAACUUUAGAUGUCAGCUCACCUCCAGCCAGAACAGAGGUAGUCUGGACAUCAACAUCUCCCACCCAAGCGUCCACAGCCUCUGAGGGCAGCAGUGCCAGGGCAGGGACAGCGUCUGUGUCUGCCCCUGUACCAGCUAGCUCCACCUUGUUCACAAAUAGUGAUGAUGGUGUGAUUCCCAUUUCCUAUGUUCCAAACCAUGAAGCACCAGGAGACAGUGAAAUACUGACUGUGUCCGCUGUUAGCUCCCCAGUUACAGGGUCCAGUGAAGAAAGCAAAGGAAAAAUAAUGACAACAGCUGGUCAGUCAGGGACCAUGAUUGCUACCACUUUUAGUCCUGCAGUAGGAACACAUUCGGUUUUGGAAACAACAACCCAAACCACUGCCCAUGGUAGUGUGGACUUGAUAAAAGCUACUCCACCUGCUUCUUCUGGCUUACCAGAAACCAUGGUAGCAUCAACUUCUUGGCCUGGUGUGGCGAUAAGUGCAUCUGAAACUAUCAUUACGGAGGCCUCCACCCCACCUGGGACCACGACAGAAGAAGGGAGCCCCAUAACUGUCUCUUCAUCCACAGCACUAACCAAGCCUUUCACCUGGAGCAAUAUGCCACCAGCAUGGUCCACAAGCUCUUUGGACACAACUCCUUCCGGCCGCAGUAGGGAAGAGACAAGCUCAACUGCCUCAUUGGAGACGCUGGCUUCAGAGACCAUAGCCUUGGUAACUACAAGGAAAGAGGCUGCCCUGAUUGAGUCCACAGCCGCAAUGGACAUCAGUAGAGGAUCCGAGACUGUAGUUCUGUCCACAAGGGAAUUGCCAACCAGCUCAAUUCCCUCUCUCAUCACCACUCCCGAGAUGUCAACCUGGACCACCAUGGCCAUAAUCCCUGAAACUGUGACUGCAAAAAGACUGGAGUCUUUCACCCUCAACUUCACCAUUACCAAUCUGUUCUACACAGCAGACAUGGGAUAUCCAGGCUCCAGCAAGUUUAAUGCUACAGAGAAAGUCCUGCAGCAACUGCUUGAUUCCUUGUUCAGGAAUGGCAGCCUUGGGUCAUUCUAUUCUGGGUGCGGCCUGAUUAUGAUGAGGCCUAUGAAUGAUGGAGCAGCAACUGGAAUGAAUUUUGUGUGUGCUCGAUGGCAAGAUCCCAACAACUCUACCUUUGACCGAAAGAAACUUUACUGGGAGCUGAGCAACCAGACCCAUGGAGUCACCAGACUGGGCCCCUACUUCCUUGAUAAGGACAGUCUCUACCUCAAUGGUUACAAUGCUCGGAUAUCAGUCUCUGCCACAAGCAUUCCCACAUUUUCUCUAAUACCAUCUCUGACUGCAACACCUUCCCCUGGCACCACAGCUCCUGGGAAACCCAGCCUAGAACCCUUUACCAUGAACUUCACCAUAACCAACCUGCUGUAUACAGAAGACAUGGGACAUCCAGACUCUGAGAAAUUCAAUUCCAUGGAGAAAGUCCUACAGCGCCUACUCAGAGCCUUAUUCAAGAACAGCAGCCUUGCCUCUAGCUAUUCUGGAUGCAAGUUGACCUCACUGAGACCCGUGAAAGAUGGAGAGGCCACUGGAGUGGAUGCUGUGUGUAUCCAUCGUGAAAGCCCCACCAACCCUGUGCUGGACAGAGAGAAGAUUUACUGGGAACUGAGCAAACAGACCCAUGGCAUCACCAGGCUGGGUCCUUAUACCCUGGACAAGGACAGCCUCUUCCUCAAUGGUUAUAAUAAUAAACAGACUCCAACCACAAGCAUUCCUUCAAUAACCACAUUCUCCCCAGUCACAUCUCUUGCUCCAUCAUCAUUCUCCAAACCCACAGAUGGAACCCUCCUGGAGCUGUUUACCUUGAACUUCACCAUCACUAACUUGUUCUACACGGAAGAUAUGGAACAGAAGGGCUCCAGCAAAUUCAACUUUACCGAGAGGAUCCUGCAGCGCCUGCUCGGCCUUGUGUUUAAGAAGACUAGCCUUGGCUUGGGCUAUUCCGGAUGCAAGCUGACCUUGCUGGGGCCUGUGAAGAACAGGACAGCAACUAGAGUGGAUGCCAUUUGUGGGUAUCAGAGAGACCCUGCCAGUCCUGGGCUAGAUAGAGAAAAGGUUUACUGGGAGCUGAACAAUCAGACCCAGGGAAUCACCAAGCUGGGACCUUACAUCUUGGACAAGGACAGUCUCUAUCUCAAUGGUUAUAACCAUCAGACAGACCCCCUCUCUUCUACAAUCUCUCCUGUGAUAAAAACCAUCACUUCAACUCCCUCUUUGACUUUAUCAUCAUUACCCAUCACCAGCACAGCCACAGGGAUCUCCCCUCUGAAGAUUUUCACACUCAACUUCACCAUCACCAACCUGUUCUAUACAGAAGACAUGAGUCAAAGGGACUCCAGCAAAUUCAACUCCACUGAGAAUGUCCUGCAGCACCUGCUCAAUUCCCGGUUUAAAAAGAGCAGCCUUGGCUCUCGCUAUUCUGGAUGCAGUCUGGCCUUGCUGAGAUCUAUGAAGAACAGGACAGAAACAGGAGUGGAUAUCGUUUGUGCUUAUAUGGAAGACCCUUUCACCCCCGUCCUGGACAGAGAGAAGGUUUACUGGGAGCUGAGCAAUCAGACCCAUGGCAUCACCAAGCUGGGUCCCUAUACUCUGGACAAGGACAGUCUCUACCUUGAUGGUUAUAACCACCAGAUUCCAGUCGCCUCAACAAGCACUGCUUCAAUAACUAUACUCUCUCAGACCAUGCCUCCUGCUCAAUCAUCAUUGUCCUCUGGCAGCACAGCUGUGGGGUCUAUCCUGGAAGCUUUCACCAUGAACUUCACCAUCACCAACCUGCUCUACACAGAAGCCAUGGGGAAAAUAAAUUCCAGCAAAUUCAACUCCACUGAGCGUAUUCUGCAGCACCUGCUCAACCCCUUUUUUGAGAAUAGCAGCCUUGGAUCCAGUUAUUCCGGAUGCAAGCUGACUUUGUUGAGAUCUAUGAAAAAUCAGACAGCAACUAGAGCAGAUAUCAUCUGCCUGUAUCAGAGGGGUCCCACUGGUCCCUUCCUGGAUAGAGAGAGGGUUUAUUGGGAACUGAGCAACCAGACAGGGGGCAUCAGCAGGCUGGGCCCCUACACUCUGGACAAGGACAGCCUCUACCUUAAUGGUUACAAUCAUCAGUUCUCCAGCCCAGCAACAACCACUCCUAUCCUGUCCACAUUCACUGCAAGAGUUUCUUCUACUCCAUCACUAUUAGCCAGUUCCUCAGCAGGCAGCCUUAUUCUGGACUCUUUCACUGUGAACUUCACCAUCACCAACCUGCUUUGUACAACAGACAUGGGACAGCCAGGAUCCAACACGUUCAAUGCCACUGAAAAAGUCCUACAGCGCUUGCUCAGUCCCUUGUUUGAAAGCAGUAGUAUUGGCUCUCACUAUUCUGGAUGUAGGUUGACCAUGCUGAGGCCUGUGAAGAAUGGUACAGCAACUGCAGUAGAUGUUCUUUGUACCCAUUGGAAAUCCCCCAGCAUCCCUAGCCUGGACAGAAAGAAGAUUUACUGGGAGCUGAGCAAUCAGACCCAUGGCAUUACCAGGCUGGGUCCCUAUACCCUGGAUGAGAAGAGCCUCUACAUCAAUGGUUACAACUAUCAGAUGACCCUCUCUUCCUCCACAAGCACUCCAGAAAUAACAACCAUUACUACAGCUCCACCACCAAUUUCCACAGUGGGGGGCUUCAGCCUUGAGUCUUUCACCCUGAACUUCACCAUCACCAACCUGAGGUACACAGCAGACAUGGGCCAAAGGGGCUCCAGCAAAUUCAACUUCACUGAGAAUAUCCUGCAGCAUCUGCUCAGUUCCUUGUUUGAAAAGACCAGCCUUGGCUCUCAGUAUUCUGGAUGCAGACUGACCUUGCUGAGAUCUUUGAAGGAGGGAACAGAAACUGGAGUUAAUUUCGUUUGUGCUCGUCGGACAGAUUCAGACAGCCCUGUCUUAGACAGAGAGAAGGUUUACUGGGAGUUGAGCAACCACACCUGGAAUAUCACAAGACUGGGGCCCUACAUCCUGGAUAAGGAAAGUCUUUACCUCAAUGGUUAUAAUCAUCUGUCCUUGGCCCCCACAAAAAUUCCCAUAGAACCCAGCCUGAAGCCUUUCACACUGAACUUCACCAUCACCAACCUCCGCUAUUCAGCAGACAUGGGACACCAGAACUCAGUCAAAUUCAACAUUACAGACACCGUCAUGCAGCAUCUGCUUGGCCCCUUGUUCAAAAACAGCAGCAUUGGUUCCCUGUACUCAGGAUGCAAGGUGACUGAACUGAGGUCUGUAAAGAAAGGAUCACAGACAGGGGUGGAUGCUGUCUGCACCUAUCGCCAGUUUCCCAGCAGCACUGGUUUGGACGCCAAGCAGGUUUUCCAUGAGCUGAGCGACCAAACUCGUGGCAUCCGGAAAUUGGGCCCCUACUCUCUGGACAAGGACAGCCUCUAUCUCAAUGGUUAUAAUGAACGUGGUCCAGUCUUACCCAGUCCAGUCUUAUCUAGUGUUGCUCCAGGUUCAACCACAACAGUAGUAGCUGGGUUUCCCCUGGGAUCCACAGGACUUGGAGGCUCCACAGCUUCUUUACUAAGCACAUCCCCUCCAGCCACAUCCCCAGCUCCAUCACCUUUCUCAAGCACCACAGCUGCCAGCCUAAGCUUACAGUCUUUCACACUAAACUUCACCAUCACCAACCUGCUCUACACAGAAGACAUGCACCUUCCUGGAUCCAGCAAAUUCAACUCAACUGAAAGAAUCCUGAAGCACCUGCUGGACACCUUGUUCAGGAAUAGCAGCAUUGGUCCUUUCUACUCUGGAUGCCACCUGACUUCCUUGAGACCUAUGAAGAAUGGCUCAGCGACUGGAGUAGAUGUACUAUGCACCUAUCGGAGAGAUCCCACCAGACCCAUCUUGGACAGAGAGCAAGUUUAUCGAGAGAUGAUCAAUCAGACCUUUGGCAUUAGCAGGCUGGGACCUUACUCACUUGAUAAGGAUAGUCUCUACCUUGAUGGUUAUAAUGAACACAGUGCUGUGCAGUAUACUACUACUUUGGGGCCAGACACUGUAUCCACAACUGAAAUUCCCCUAAGGCCCACUGAGCUUGAUAGUACCACAGCCCCUGUGACAACCUCAUUUGCUUCAGCAACAUCUCUGGCUCCAUCACCAUUCUCCAAUGUCACAGCCACCAGCCUCAGUCUAGAGACUUUCACCCUGAACUUUACAAUCAUAAACCUACCUUAUACAACAGAAAUGGCACAUCCAGGCUCCAGCAAAUUCAAUUCCACAGAGAGAAUCCUACAACGCCUGCUUGGUCCAUUGUUCAGGGGAAGCAGCAUUGGUUCCUUCUACUCUGGAUGUAAAGUUACUUGCCUGAGACCAAUGUUGAGUGGUUCAGCAACUGGAGUGGAUGCCCUUUGCACACAGCGAAGAGAUCCAACAAGCCCCUUCCUGGACAGAGAGAGGGUUUACUGGGAGCUGAGUAACCAGACAAACAACAUCACCCAGCUGGGUCCCUACUCCCUUGAUAGGGACAGUCUCUAUGUCAAUGGUUAUAAUGGACAUAGAUCAGUCCAAUAUUCUUCCACUCAACAGCCAACAAGUAUAUCAGCACCUGUGACUACCCUGUGGUCCGCAGGGCCUAGAACCUCAACAACUUCUGUGACAACCGUUUUUUCUCCAGACACUUCUCUAGCUCCAUCGCCAUUCUCCAGCACCACAGCUGGUGGCCACAGCCUGGAACUUUUCACCUUGAAUUUUACCAUCACCAACCUAUUCUACACAGAAGACAUGGGGCACCCUGGCUCUGGCAUUUUCAAUUCCACCGAGAGAGUGCUGCAGCGCCUGCUCAGCCCCUUGUUCAAGCAAAGUAGCAUUGGUUCCUCCUAUGCUGGAUGCAAAGUGAUUGCCCUGAGAUCUAUGAAGGAUGGCUUAGCAACUGGAGUGGAUGCUGUGUGCACCCAUCGAGGAGGGCCAACCAGUCCCUAUCUAGACAGAGAAAGGGUUUAUUGGGAACUGAGCAAUGAAACCCACGGCAUCACCAGAUUGGGCCCCUACACUCUGGACAAGAAUAGUUUCUACCUUAAUGGUUAUAAUGAACACCAUCCUAUCCAACCUACAACAACUUUUGGUCCAUUCAUUGCAUCAUCAUUUACAACUCCCUUGAUGUCCUCGGGGCCUGGAACCUCCACAGUUCCUGUGAGAACCUCUUUCCCUCCAGAUACAUUUGCAACUCCAUCACCAUUCUCCAGCACCUCAGCUGAUAACCACACCUUGGAUCCUUUCACACUAAACUUCACUAUCCUCAACCUGCUCUACACAGAAGACAUGGGGCGCCCUGGCUCUGUCAUUUUUGGCUCCUUGGAAAGAAUCUUGCAACAGCUGCUCAAUCCCUUAUUCGUGAAAAGCAGUAUUGGUUCCUUCUAUUCUGGAUGCAGGCUAACGUCACUGAGACCAAUGAAGGACGGCUUAGCAACCAGAGUAGAUAUCAUAUGUACUCGUUGGCAAGAUCUUGCCAGACCUUUCCUGGACAGAGAAAAGGUUUACUGGGAGCUGAGCAACCAGACCUAUGGAAUCACCAGGCUUGGUCCCUACAUCCUGGACAAGGACACCCUUUAUCUCAAUGGUUAUAAUGAGUACAGUCCAGUCCAACCCAUGAUGACUUCUGGGCCAGCCACUGGAUCAACCUUCACCUAUUCCCUGCUAUCUACAGAGCCUGAAGUCUACACAGCUCCUGUAUCCACCACUUUUGCUACAAUAACACCUUCUGGUCCAUCACCAUUCUUUACCACCACAGUCAGCAGCACUUCUAGCUUGGAAUCUUUCAUUCUGAACUUCACCAUCACCAACUUACUCUACACAGAAGAUAUGGGGAAUCCAGGCUCUGACAAAUUCAACUCUACAGAAAGGGUCCUUCAGCGUCGGAUUGGUCUUUUGUUCAGGAAAAGUAGCAUUGCCCCCUUCUACUCUGGAUGCAAGGUGAUUUCUCUGAGACCUAUGAAGAAUGGCUCUGCAACAGGAGUGGAUGCCCUGUGUUCCCGUCACAUUGACCCUGCCAACCCUGUACUGGACAGAGAGAGGAUUUACCAGGAGCUGAGCAGGGAGACACAUGGCAUCUCCAGGCUGGGCCCCUAUACCCUGGACAAGGAUAGUCUUUAUCUUGAUGGUUAUAAUGAGCACAGAGUGGCCAAAACUACUUCCAAUUCUCCAGUAACCACAUUCAUUCCAGCAACAUCUCUGGCUCCCUCACCAUUCUCCAGCUCCACAGCCAGUGGCCACAGCCUAGAGGCAUUCACCUUGAACUUCACCAUCACUAAUCUGCUCUACUCUGCAGAGAUGGAGCACCCAGGCUCCAGCAAAUUCAAUUCUACUGAGAGGAUCCUGCAACGUCUGCUUGGCCCCUUAUUCCGGAACAGCAGCAUUGGCUCCUCCUACUCUGGAUGCAAGCUGAUGUCCCUGAGACCUAUGAAAGAUGGAUUAGCAACUGGAGUGGAUGCCUUGUGCACCUAUAGGAGAGAUCCCAACAGCCCUGCCCUAGACAGAGAGAGGGUGUACUGGGAGCUGAGUAACCAAACAUAUGGCAUCUCCAUGCUGGGCCCCUAUUCCCUUGCUAAGGACAGUCUUUAUCUUAAUGGUUAUAAUGAACACAUUCCAGUUCAACCUUCAACUACUUUAGGAGCAGGGACUGCAUCCUGGUCUACAACUUCUCUGGGGCCUACAAAACCGGGAGGCUCCACAGCUCCUGUGCCAAGUGCAUUCACUCCAGAAACAUCUCUGGUUCCUUCACUGAUUUCCAUCACCACAGCCACAGGUCACAGCCUAGAAGCUUUCACACUGAACUUCACCAUCACCAACCUGCUCUAUACAGCAGACAUGGGAAACACUGGGUCCAGUAAAUUCAACACCACAGAGAAAAUCCUGCAGCACCUGCUUGACCCUCUGUUCAGGAAUACCAGCAUUGGCUCCCUCUAUUCUGGAUGCAGAGUGAUAUCUCUGAGUUCUAGGAAAGAAGGGUCAGCAACAGGAGUGGAUGCUGUGUGCCUCCACUGGAGAGAACCCAGCAUCCCCUUUCUGGACAGAGAGAGGGUUUAUUGGGAGCUCAGCACCCUGACAAAUGGAAUCACCAGGCUUGGACCCUACACCUUGGAUAAGAAUGGUCUCUACCUCAAUGGUUAUAAUGAGCAUGAUUCAGCCCUGCCUGCUACCACUUCUGGGCUAGGCAGUGCAUCAACACCAGCAACUCCCCUUGACUUCACAGGGAGAGGAACCAACACAGCUCCUGUGAAGACUACAUAUGUCCCACCAACCUCUUUGGCUCCACAAUCUUUUCCUAGCACCACAGCUGGUGGUCAAAGAAUGGAAUCUUUUACACUGAACUUCAUCAUCACCAACCUACUCUACACAGAAGACAUGGUGCGGCCUGGAUCCACCAAAUUCAACAGCACAGAGAGAAUCUUACAGCGCUUGCUCAGUCCAUUGUUCAAGAGAACCAGCAUUGGCAACUUCUACACUGGGUGUAAAUUGGCUUCUCUAAGAUCAGAGAAGGAGGGAUUAGCAACAGGAGUAGAUGUAGUGUGCACUCAAUGGAGAGACCCCACUAAAUUCAUUCUGGACAGAGAGAAAGUCUACUGGGAACUGAGUAACCAGACACAUGGUUUCAGCAGGCUGGGCCCCUACACCCUGGAUAAAAACAGUUUCUACCUUAAUGGUUACAAUGGACGAAAUCUGCCCCAACCGGGUACCACUCCUGGCCUUGCCACUAUAUCACCACCUGCAAUCCCUCUGGGACCUACAGGGUCUGGACACUGGACAGCCAGUGACCCCCGACUGCAACCUUUCACCCUGAACUUCACCAUCACUAAUCUGCCCUACACUGCAGAUAUGGGACACCCAGGCUCUACCAAAUUUAAUAACAUAGAAGGGGCCCUCCAGCGACUGCUGGGACCUUUGUUCAGAAAUAGCAGCAUUGGCUUGUACUACUCUGGCUGUGGACUGAUCUCUCUGAGACCUAUGAUGGAUGGGUCAGCAACCAGAGUGGAUGCUAUAUGUGUGCAGCAGAGAGGGCCCACCAGUCCAGUCUUCGACAGAGAGAGGGUUUACCAGGAACUGAGCAAUCAGACGCAUGGCCUUACUAAGCUAGGGCCUUAUACUUUGGACAAAGACAGUCUCUGCCUCAAUGGCUAUUCAUCCCAGAGUACCCCCGGACAAGGGGAAUACCAGCUUGAUUUCAGGAUCAUCAACCACAACCUUACCAACUCUGACCCCACAUCCCCAGAGUACCAAGCACUGCAGAGAGACAUCCAGGACAAGAUGACACAGCUUUACUCAAGCAGCCAGCUCCAGGACAGAUUCCGCUACUGCCUCAUCACAGGCCUCAGGGUAGGCUCUGUGUUGGUCACCUGCACCUGCAGCUUCUCCUCCAACCUGGAUCCUGACACCAUCGGACAAGUGUUUCUGGACAGGACCCGGAAUGCCACAGCGCACUGUCUAGGGGACUCCUAUGAGCUGGAUAACCUCCAAGUGACAAAACUGGAACUAGCCUUCCCAUUGUCGACAGCUAAGCCAUUGGCUGAUCUCAGACCCCAACACUUCAGGCUGAACUUCACCAUCACCAGCUUGUUCUAUUCCCAGAACUUGACACAUCCUGACUCAGUCGAAUAUCAGGAAAACAAAAAUGGCAUUGAGGAUGCGCUAAACCAGCUCUUCAGAAACAGCAGCAUCAAGAGCUACUUUUCUGACUGUCAAGUGCAGACUUUUAGGCUUGUCCCUCCCAGUAGCCACACCGGAGUGGACUCUUUGUGUGACUUCACUUCAGCCACUCGGACCCACAGCUUCGACAGGGCUGCUGUGUACCAAGAAUUCCUCCAGCUGACAAACAAUGGCACCCGGCUACAGAAUUUCACUCUGGAUCGGAACAGUGUCCUGGUGGAUGGGUAUUCUACCAACAUAAUAGAUGGAACAAGUAAGAAAACUGACCUGCCCUACUGGGCCAUCAUCCUCAUCUGCCUGGCUAUGCUUCUGGGGCUCAUUGUUAGCUUGACAUGCUGCUUUGUGGUCACCAUGUGCUUGCGAAAAAAAGAAGGGGAUUACGAGGUCCAAAGGAGAACCAUCAGCUCUUACCUCUCCCACCUGGACCUGAGGAAAAUUCAUUGAUAAUGGACUGUGAUAAAGAUGUAGCAGAGUGAACCCAGGAACCUUGGCCCCUGGCCCUGGCCAUAUUCCUGGAGUGGGCUGGGCUCGGGCUGGAAUAAACACUGGGCCUCGCUCAUUCUGGAUUGGCCAGAA
Sarcophilus harrisii (Tasmanian devil) is the source of this 30339-nucleotide messenger RNA. Its product is annotated as mucin-16. Lineage: Eukaryota; Metazoa; Chordata; Mammalia; Dasyuromorphia; Dasyuridae. The record is from RefSeq and is a predicted model, not a curated record. The transcript has 118 exons. The coding region runs from base 16 to 30207 and encodes 10063 amino acids.